UGCGUCUUUGGACUCGGGGUGUUCUGGAGACUGAAACCUCACCGGUCAGGAUGGUGUGCAGCAGGAGCGACCUCAGACGCUUUUGUGGAAACGUCAGAACGAACAGUGUCUUGACUCGAUCCGUCUUCAUCUUCGGACAGGAUCGUCGUUCCCCAAAUGUAUGCGUUGGCUGAUGUUCAUUUUUCUUUCAAAUUUCUGCAACUCCGUCGGCUGUGAGCCCUUUGGCGAUGAUUGAUUCGGGGAUCGCGUGUUCGUGACCAGCAGAAAGCUUGGCGUGUCUCACUUUUCCUUGAUGUGAGGAUUUCUGUGGAGGCAUCAGACUUCACUUCUCUUGAAGACUCCAAUUUCUUAUGAAAUGAAUUUCGUUUUCCGAGGGACUCGAGCAGACAUAGAAAGUGGCUUUUCUGAAUUCAUACCAGAAAGACGUUCUGUGCGUAUACAUGGAGGGCGGCAGGUUAAUUCAAACUCAAUGGCUUUCCUUAUUACAGUUGUGUUGCUGUUCAUGAUUCUAAAUUCACACCAAAUGUCCCCAAACUUUCUGCUUUGGAUAGGAUUGGCUGUUUUCUUUUUGGCGACAAGCCUUAGGAUGUAUGCAACUUGCCAACAGCUUCAAGCUCAUGCACAAGCUCAGGCUGCGGCCACAGCUAAUGGUCUUUUUGGUCACACCGAGUUGCGAUUGCAUGUGCCUCCAUCAAUGUCUUUUGCUACAAGAGGUAGAUUACAGGGUCUCAGGCUUCAGCUUGCUCUGCUUGACCGAGAAUUUGAUGAUCUAGAUUAUGAUGCUCUGAGGGCACUGGAUUCAGAUAAUUCUCCUGGAACUCCAUCGAUGACUGAGGAAGAGAUUAAUGCUCUUCCUGUUCACAAAUAUAAAGGUCAAUCUCGUCGAGCUCCAGUAAAUGAGUCACACAGUGAUAGUAUGUUUAUGCAACAUUCGUCCUCCUCCAGGAGUUCAGCAGAGAAGAAACAAGAGCCUGCUAAGUCAGAAGAAAAUGGGAAAGACACUCAAGAUGAAUUAACAUGUAGCAUUUGCUUGGAGCAAGUCAACAUUGGAGAACUCAUUCGUAGCUUGCCAUGCUUGCAUCAGUUCCACACAAACUGUAUUGAUCCAUGGUUACGACAACAAGGCACGUGUCCUGUCUGCAAAUUUAGGGCAGAUUCCAGAUGGCAAGAUAGCGGCGAUGGUGGGACACCCAUUGCAUCCAUGGUGUAAAUUGUUUUAAACGAUCAUGUUUAUGAGGAAUUGGGCUGGCAUUGGUGCCUUCUAACAUUGUUGUGUAUUUAACCUUUUAGCUAAGAAAAUUUUACAGCAGCACGUACUUGGUACAGUUCCAUUGGAGGAUCUUGAUGUCAUAUGGAAUUAUUAGUCAUUUGGUCUUGGGCCGGAUAAGCAACAAUGUAAUAUGACUUGUGCAUCCUGUUCUGUUUAUACACUAAGGAUGGAAUAGCGGUCCAUUAUCUGUA
Molecule: messenger RNA, 1461 nt
Organism: Nymphaea colorata (pocket water lily)
Lineage: Eukaryota; Viridiplantae; Streptophyta; Magnoliopsida; Nymphaeales; Nymphaeaceae
Product: E3 ubiquitin-protein ligase SDIR1
Exons: 9
Coding region: 356-1210 (284 amino acids)
Source: RefSeq, a predicted model, not a curated record